Pseudoliparis swirei is the source of this 7250-nucleotide messenger RNA. Its product is annotated as myosin phosphatase Rho-interacting protein-like. The record is from RefSeq and is a predicted model, not a curated record. NCBI's taxonomy places the organism in Eukaryota, Metazoa, Chordata, Actinopteri, Perciformes, Liparidae. The coding region runs from base 780 to 6590 and encodes 1936 amino acids. Gene Ontology annotation, biological process: actin filament organization. Gene Ontology annotation, cellular component: actin cytoskeleton. Gene Ontology annotation, molecular function: actin filament binding. The transcript is spliced from 24 exons.
UAUUGCUGCUAACCAGGCUAGUUAUAGAACAAACCCCUAAAUACCCAUUUUGCCCUCUGUGACUGGCAAAAAGGUCCCUUCCAUGCAUGCAACGUCUCUACCUGGAAAAAAAUCACUGGAACCGUUCUAAGUUUACGACCAUCUCUUUUUUUUAAAGUCAUGUUAAAGACGCUAGCCUGUAGAAGAUUCCAUUAGCUAGCCUAUCUGCGAGUUAGCUAACGGGGCUAACCAGAGCGCUGGACCAACUUUGCAUGGGCUGCUUGCUGCGCCUGGGAGAGUCGCUCGCUGUCUGAAUGCAAGCUCACGUUUGGGUUGGGUCCUUCACAUGGGAGUCUGUUGAUGCUUAAUGUAGCUCGAAGGCGAUAACUGCACAUUUACUUUUUGUGGCGUACACCAUCACGUUAUUGAUUUGAAAAACACAUUGGCAAGCUAACAGGAUAUUAGCCACCUUUCUCGACACUCCGCUUUGUGGUCGCAGGCCAUGAACUGAAACGCAUUCAUCACGGACUGAGUGAUGAGAAGGCUGGCUUGAUGGCAGUUCAUUAUUUAUUGGGACGUAGCAAUUGGAUACAACUAAACAGACAAAAGAAGCUUUUGAUUCGAACCUCGAUCCCGAACAAUUCAGUUUCUGUUCGCUCUUUGUAAUUGAAAAUGGAUCGAAGUGCUGGAGCUUUUUCGAAGUUGAAAUAGAACACAGAACACAGCGGGUUUAACGCCACUCCACUGUUGAUCCAAAUCCUGCAGAGACAUUACCUGGAGUUAAAAGGUGGGGACAUAUAAUGUUUGCCGCGAAAGAAAACCCCUGUAGGAAAUUCCAGGCUAACUUCUUCAACAAAAGUAAAUGUCAGAACUGCUUUAAACCCCGAGAGUUGCAUCUAUUGACGGACCAGGACUUGACCCAGGCUAAACCUAUAUAUGGUGGAUGGCUGUGCUUGGCCCCUGAGGGAACUGACUUUGACAAUCCUAUGCAGAGAUCCCGGAAAUGGCAGAGGAGAUUCUUUGUGCUGUACGAACAUGGCUGUCUGCGCUUUGCCCUCGACGAAUCGCCAAGCACGCUGCCUCAGGGCACAGUGAACAUGAACCUCUGCACUGAUGUCAUAGACGCCGAGCCAAAGACAGGUCAGAAGAACUCCUUGUGCAUCAUCACCCCGGACCAGGAGUACUUCAUCAGAGGAGAGAAUAAAGAGAUCAUCAAUGGGUGGACUGAACAGCUGGUGGUAUACCCCCGAACUAACAAACAGAACCAGAAAAAGAAACGCAAGGUGGAGCCUACGACCUCCCAGGAGCCAGGUCCAGCCAAGGUCGCAGUGACCGGUUCUGGUAUCCCAGAGGCAGAGAAGGUUCCAGACUCGAGCUCCAUUAUCUGGCAGGAGGAGCUGAACCAGAGAGAGGCUGAAGGGGCUGCAGUCUGGGCCCCUGACCUGCCUCCAGGUUCACCGCUACCCCUGGCAGUUAACUUUGCGCCACAGGGCUCUGACGCCGGCUCACUGAAUGGUGACGAAGUGGACCGGGGCAGCUUGGUUCUGCAUGGCUCUGCACCCCAGCCCCCCAGUGACCUGCUCUCCCCAACAGGCUCAUGCUCAAGUUUGGGCGGGGUCCCACGCUGCCUCUCCCCAUCUCCCAGCGACCCCUUCCCCUCUGGCAGCUCCCUGCUCUCUAACGGCUCACACAUCAGUGGCUCAGUCAGCUCUCUGGACUCGGAUGUCAGCGGCAGCACUGUCACUAGCAACGACAGCCAGCCAGCCAACCAGAGGGGCGGACACUCCAACAGCCACCAUGACACUAGAUCCCGAAGGCUGGAGGCAGAGACCAGAAAGGCUGAGAAGAGGAGUCGGUUCAGGAGCCCUGAUGGGAAGGAAAGGGGUGCUUUCCUCAGCCCGGAAAGGAGUCGCUGCGGCGUUAUUGAGAAGUUGGAGGCCUUGGAGCUGGAGAAUCCAGAGAAAAUGGAGGUGGAAGAAUUAAGCAAGAGUGCAGCCAGACGGGGCCGAAGUGAGCACAGGCACUUCCAAAGAGAGGUGCAGAGGUAUGACCUGGGCCAGGGUCUUGAUUUUCCCUCUGCCCACCCUCCUCUGAGGAGAGCCAAGUCCCUGGACAGAAGGACCACUGAGUCGGUCAUUACGCCGGAUUUAUUGAACUUCAAGAAAGGUUGGAUGGUGAAGCUGGAUGGUCAAGGCCAGUGGAAGAAAUACUGGUUUGUUUUGACGGAUCACAGCCUGAGAUACUACAAGGAUUCCAUUGCAGAGGAGGCCUCUGACCUGGAUGGUGAGAUGGACCUGUCUACUUGCUACAGUGUAACUGAAUACCAGGCUCAACGCAACUAUGGCUUCCAAAUACAUACUCAGGAGGGAGUGCACACGCUGUCGGCCAUGACAGCAGGUAUACGCAGGAACUGGAUCCAGGCAGUCAUGAAGAACGUCAGACCCUCCACUGCUCCUUAUGUGGCAAGCUCAACUGAGGAUCAUGGCUCCUUCUCUCUUUUGGAGGGUCUAGUUAGGCCAGACGUCACCCAGGACUCUCCCAUCUCUGAUGCUUCGUCUGUGGAGAGAGAAUCCAUUCCGGCUGUCGCAAAGAGCAGAGCACGUGAACGCAGAAGAGAAGGCCGCUCUAAGACCUUUGACUGGGCUGGGUUCAGACCGAUCGCUCAGGCUCUGGCUCAGCAGCGGGCCCAAGAGGCAGAGAGCCUCCACACAGAACUGGGUGAGCUGGAGCGCAGUCGGAGAAGAGAAGAGCGGCGGAAGAGGUAUGAGUCUGUGACGAGCUCAUCAACAGAGCCAACACCCGUUAACGAAGGAGGGAGGACAGACUGUGAGAGCGGCGAGGGAGCCGGACAAAGCGACUCAUUGGGUCCCACGUCUGUGGUGGGGCAGCAGAGGGUGGAGGAGGUGAUUGAACAACACUGGCAACAAGUAGAGAAGACACCCAUACGGGAGGAGAGGAGGGUGCUUCUGCCCACCACUCUGCAACCCAGAGACACUGUUGAGCUGGAGCAGCUGCUGGAGAAUUACAAGCAAGGGCAGGUAGAUGAUCUGAAUUCUCAGCUGGAGUGCUGCCACCAGCAGCUCCUGGACUCAAACAAGCACAAGCAGGACCUGGAGCUCCAGCUGAGGAUGGCUCCGGACGUCCGGACUGGUUACAUCUCUCCGCCGGAGCACCCUUUGGGUCUGGAGGCUGAUGUGACGCCCCAGACGAAGAGGUCCGAACUCGUUUGUUCUCAAGCACAGAGUUUAACAAAGAAGUACCAGGAGACCAAAGAGCUCCUGAAGCUGCAGGAGCUGAAGAAGCGUAACAUGCAGGCACAGCUUGGUCUCUCGCUUUCUCACCUACCCACCAAGGAACCUCACUUUUCUGAAUCCCCAAAACCAUGCCCUGUCCCUGAAGUUGUUCAAAACACAGUUGGCUUCUUGUUUCAGGAGGCAAUUAAAGAACUAGAAGACUCAAUAGCUGGUAAACUUCUGUCCCUAACGGAGAUGGAAAAAAAUUUGAGAUUCCAUAGCUGUAAUCAAGAGACAACAGAGACUCAUCAACUUCAGGAGCUCUUGGAGAGUUGGAAAUACCACCAGGAGAUAGAAAAUGAAACAUUAAAAGAGAGUUUAGCCAGGGCAGGUGAAAGCAUCCGUGAGUAUGAAGCCCAUCUUCUUACCAUGGAGGAUUUGGUGGUGAAGGUUCAGAAACCAAGUUUUGAAAUCCUAAAAAGCCCCUAUGGCCCCCUCUCAGAAAUUGAUAACCAUUCAGAGACAAAUGGAAUGACGAAUGGGAUGCUCUCUCAGAAGAUUGAACUUUUGACUAGUGAAAACGGGGCAUUGAAACAACGGUGUCAGGAGAUGGUCAAUCAGCUGAAUGAGGCGGACAGAGAAAUUGACAAACUGAAAGUGGAGGUGAUCGGCCAGCAGGGCGGAAAACAGCAUCAGCUUGUCACGGAAGAGCUGAAAAGACUGAAGGCUGAAUUGGCUGAAAAUUGGGCAAACUCUAUAGACAGGGAGUAUUAUGAGAGGGAGCUGAAUGAGAAAUCCUUGAGGCUUUAUGAAGCUCUGAUUACAUUGGAGGACCUUGGCAACACCCUAAAAGACACUGAGAAGAAGCUACAGUUGAAUGAGGCCAAGUUGAAAGGUCUGGCCUUCCACGCUGAUGAGGAACAGGACUUACUCCCAGAGAGGGAGCAAAACGAAGAGCUCCUCCAAGCAUCACGAGCAAAGUUAUUUGAGAUGGAUGCAAACCUUCAGCCCACAAAGCAGCGCCGUUUGGAACUUGAAGCUAGGAAUAAUGAACUAAUCACACUAAACCAGGAAUCUAAGCUGGUCAGUAAAAAGGAGCUAAGAGAAGCAGGAAAUAAAAUAAGAAUGCUACAAGGAAAGAAAGGUAGAGUUGAAAAUACACUUAGUGAGUGUGUUGAGGCAGGAGAGAAGCAGGUUGAUGAUGAAGGACUUCUAAAGCAAGUAGUAGAAGAGAUUGAGAUGAAGUCUGAGGCGAUUAAUCAGGUUUUAGAGAUGUUAGCAACAGUGGAUGUUAGUGUAGAGAAAAUGCUCUGUGAUUUAAAAAGUACUUUAUUUGAUUAUUCAAAUGAAGAGCCCCUCUGUGUGAGUCAGAAAGACAUGAGGUUGGUAAUGGAGGGAGAGUUCUGGAGCCAGCUGUUGUGUUUCUUUGAAAUCCAACCAGAGGAGAACACAAACCGCUGUGAAAGAGGUAUGGCACAACAGAUGAUGGCACAGAAGCGCUUGAUGCUCAUCGCUCGAAGGAUUUGUCCACAAGUAAAAGCUGAGAGUGAGCUAGUGACAGAGCCAGAUUUUGUAGCCAUGUACAGAUGGCUUGAUGAUGAAACGCAUGCUCUGAUUCUUAAAGAGUUAACAGAGACCUUGGAGGCUAAGUCAAAUGUUUUACAGCAGAUAGCAUUUAGUGUGACAUUGGCCAAAGAUGACCAGCUUUUGUCUUUGGCUCUAACGAGCUUUGAUUUUGAUGGAGAACAGAAACAGACCUCUCAACAUCUGUGUGACGCUCUAACAGAAGCCCACAUGUCUUAUGUGAUCACUAGGCUGAAGGUCCAACAUGAAAUCGAAUUAAAGCAAAAGCAGACGGGGAUUCAGAUUGGUAGUUUAGAUUGUCCAAAUUGUCCUAAAUUGAGAGAAGCCACCAAAGACCUGGAGUCCAAACUGGCAGAGGCUUUUUUGAAAAACGGCACAGUGCCACAAACUUUGGUCCAGAUAGAAGGAGAGCCCAUAGACCCACUCGACAAAUCCAUUGAGCUUCAUGAAACCAUGGCCCGGAAUAGGAAGGAACUACGAGAGGUCAAAGAGUGCUAUGAGAAGAAAGCUGAAAAGCUGAGGAAGGAAAUUGCUAAGGCCGGUGAGACACUGCGUGUCCAUUCAGAAGAAAAAGUGAAGGAGAUCCACUCUUUGACUAACUGCAUGGAGAACCUGAAGAAGAAGCAUGAGAUGGAGAGGAGGAACCUCAUGGAAAGAUUUGACCAGGAAAUGGAAGAGCUGAAAAGCAUGAUGAGUCCAGCAAACCCUAAGAACUUCACAGGCGAUGACCCAGCACCGCAUCGAGCCUCUUCCCAAACAUCCACAUUGAAGGAGCGCAUUCAAGAGCUGGUCACCCAGGUCUCAGUCAUGACAGAAGAGAUGAGACGCCGCGAAGUGCAGGGAGACAUUACAAGUCUGCGGCUGAAAUACGAGAAAGACCUGGAAAACCUGAAGGCCACCUGUGAGAGGGGCUUUGCUGCCAUGGAAGAGUCCCAUCAGAAGGUAAUUGAAGAGCUGCAGAGGAAACACCAGAGAGAGCUGGAGAACCUAAAGGAGGAGAAAGAGCGAUUGCUGGCAGAGGAGACUGCAGCCACCAUCGCUGCAAUUGAAGCGAUGAAGAACGCCCACCGAACAGAGUUGGAAAAGGAGCUGGACAAAGCUCGAAAGGCCAACAACAACACUGAAAGCGCAGAUAUAGAGGAGAUUCGCAGACAGCAUGAGGAGGAGCUGUGUUCUUUCCAGCGGGAGAUCGAGGUAUUGUCCGAGCAGUAUUCCCAGAAGUGUCUGGAAAACGCCCACCUGGCACAGGCGCUGGAGGCCGAGAGGCAGGCCCUCAGGCAGUGUCAGAGAGAGAACCAGGAGCUCAACGCACACAACCAGGAGCUAAACAACCGUCUGGCAGCAGAGAUCACCAAGAUGCGCUCCAUGGCGUCUGAGGACGGUGUGGAAGACACCACAAUACACGGGAAAGAGCGCUACGAGUUCGAAGUGAUGCUGAGGGUGAAGGAGUCAGAAGUCCAGUACCUGAAGCAGGAAAUCAACUCCCUGAAAGACGAACUCCAAGCUGCCCAAAGAGACAGGAAAUAUGCAACGGAUAAGUACAAGGACAUCUACACAGAGCUGAGCAUUGUCAAAGCCAAAGCAGAGCAGGAUCUGGGCCGGCUCAGAGAUCAACUGCAGCUGGCUCAUGAGGCACUUGGGGAGCCGUCGCUGGAAGAAGCGGAGCGAGGAGGAUAUGUCUGUGAGUCGAGACAUGCCUUGGGACAGUUAGGGCUGCUGAGGACGUGGAGGCCUCCUUCUCCUUUAGAGCCUCAAGGAAGGGCUGACAGCAGAGCAGAGACUCCACCUGUUUGACGAUAAAGACACAAAGGAGUUCUGACAGGGACUCUUCAUGUUUAGAGGCCCACUAUAUUUUAGCUCUGUCAUUACUUAUUAAGUUAGACUACACAAUGGUCACAAAACAUGGAUCAUAUAUUAUUAAAGAAACAAGGUAUGAAGUUUGAAUUUCAUGUCUAGAUGUUGCAUUCCAUGCACUUCAGUUAACUGCGACAUUCUUUGUAUUGUUUGUUUUUUGCUGCCAUGCCUUACUGUAAAUAUUGUUUUUUAUUGAGUAUCUGUUGUGCGUACACUAAAACUAUCACUGUGUAAGCUACUGUUUUAAGUCCCUAGACUGUUGCUAGCCAAAGGCAUAACAGUGAUGUGGACAUCCAAACACAACUACUGCAUGUUAAGGCUCAACUACUCCGUCAUCAUUCCAGUGCAAAUAGAAGUGUUUCUCAGGAAACAAUCUCUGUAACUAAAGAACUCGUCUGCAUUAGAAAACAAAUAACAGUUUCUUCAUCGCCUCACACCAUGAAUGUCCUCUGCAGUCUUUGGAUCAAUUUGAGAGAACUGUGAGGAUGACAGCUGAGUGCAUAGAAAUGGGAUUCACUGACAAUACUUUAUAUAUAUAUAUAUAUAUAUAUGUGUGUAUGUGUGUGUAUAUAUAUAUAUGUGUAUAUGUAUAUAUAUAUU